This is a messenger RNA of Geodia barretti, 466 nucleotides long. NCBI's taxonomy places the organism in Eukaryota, Metazoa, Porifera, Demospongiae, Tetractinellida, Geodiidae. The record is from the annotation of a GenBank genome assembly.
ACUUUUGUCUGUUCCCAGAUUCGAUGCAUAGUAGGGGUCUUUUAUGCCCACAGUGAAUCAAUUAAUACGGAAGCCGCGCCGCUCCAAGCACAAGAAGGAGAAGGCUCCAGCGCUUCGAUAUUCGUUCAAUUCGCUGAAGAAUCGCACUCGCAGGGGCUCCGGCUCGCCACAGAAGCGCGGCGUCUGCAUACAGGUUCGUACACAGACACCCAAGAAGCCGAAUUCCGCGCUGCGAAAGGUUGCCAGGGUGCGGCUGACCAACCAGAUGGAGGUCACCGCGUACAUACCCGGGGAGGGUCACAACCUCCAGGAGCACUCAGUGGUCCUCAUCAGGGGCGGUCGAGUCAAGGACCUGCCCGGCGUGCGAUACCACAUUGUUCGCGGCGCGCUGGACACCGAGGGCGUGACCGACCGAAAGCGCGGUCGCAGCAAGUACGGCGCCAAGAGAGACGCCAGAAUCCUUUAG